UUGUAAUAAUUCAACAAUAAAAGGUUACAAAAUGAUAAAAUUUCCAAAAGAUUCUGUACGUCGGGCUUUAUGGGUACAGAAUAUUCCGACUAAGGAUUGGGUACCAGCAACCAACGCUCGUCUUUGUGAGAUUCAUUUUGCCCAACAAAUGUGGAAUACUGAUAACAAACAAAAAUUAUAACAAAAUGCAGUACCAACAAUUUUUGGUUUUUUUAUAAAAAAGCAAGUUCCAACAAAAGACGUACAGGAUGAUGAUAGUACUGAGAGCAAUAUUAAUAAAAUAACCAGUACAGAAAACAAUAAAUGUACAAAUAAAGUAAAUGAAGAAGUUAAUAUUGAAACUGUACCAUCGAAAGACAUAGAAUAUGAUAGCAGUACUGAAAGUAAUGUUGUUCAAAUAACCCACAAUAUGCAAAGCAGUAAGUGUACAAGUGAAGAAGUGACUAACAACACUGAAAAUGAAGAAGUUAUUAAUAUUGAAACAGUUAUAAAUGACAUUUCGAACAUCAUCGUGCCUACAACAUCGUCAGCAAAUAUACCCAUAUCUAAAUUUCAUAAAAACGAAAAAAAAGAACGUGAGAAGUGUAAAAAAUGUAAUGAGCUGAUGAAGAAACAGUACUUACGUUUUAUCAUUAUAAGAAAGAAAAUGAAAGCUUUACGAUAUAAAAAUAAAAUUCUAGAAAGCAAAGUUGAUAAUGAUAAGUACAAGAAAGCUAUGAGUACAAUAUUUAAUGAAGAUCAAGUAAGAGCAUUAUUAAAAAAAGUUCGUAUUCGAGAUUGGUUAAACGAGACAGUUCAACGUGCAUUAAAAUUAAAAUUUAUUUGUGGAAUUAGUGGUUAUGAGGAAUUACUUCGACAAGAAAUACCACUUCCUAGUUUAAGAACAUUGUCGCGUAAAUUAGAAGACUUCAAAUUUGAACUUGGAAUAUCAAAUCAAAUGUUUGAGUUCCUAAAAUUAAAAAAAUCCUCUUUUAAUGAAACAGAUUUCGAAUGUGGAUUAAUAUUUGAUGAAAUGGCUAUAAUAUCAAAGAAAUGUUAUAAUCCUGCAACUGGAUCAUUAGUAGGAGAUAUAACAUCU
Wasmannia auropunctata (little fire ant) is the source of this 1078-nucleotide messenger RNA. RefSeq lists its product as uncharacterized. Lineage: Eukaryota; Metazoa; Arthropoda; Insecta; Hymenoptera; Formicidae. The annotation marks the transcript as partial. The transcript has 4 exons. The record is from RefSeq and is a predicted model, not a curated record.